Molecule: messenger RNA, 1196 nt
Organism: Mya arenaria
Lineage: Eukaryota; Metazoa; Mollusca; Bivalvia; Myida; Myidae
Exons: 2
Coding region: 129-1196 (355 amino acids)
Source: RefSeq, a predicted model, not a curated record
CAACUGAUUCUUAAUUUAUUCAACGCCGUUUUUCUCAUCUAUACUUUCUUCUUUGUAGUUUGGGGCAACACAACAAGCGUUUCGUUCCUGCUCUUGCAUGGUUACCAAGGGAUACACAGAUAAGAAGAAUGCGCCGAAAGAAGCCGUCGUUGUCGCUUCAUCGACAGAAGAAAACACGGGCGGAGAGAAACUCAUUUGAAAGAUGCUCGAAAACAACGGUGGCACAGCUGAAAACAACAAAACGGAAAACAUUUUUUUCCCCAGCCAAAUGUCCUAUUAUCGUGAGUUUACAAGAAAUGACCCCAAUACUGUCUCCGAUGAAAUCUCCAUUUCGUUCUCCGCUUUACAAAGCAUCGCCGCCCAAAAAACGUGCAAAGAAAAGCACGUCAGCAAGAAUACUCUUUGAACAAACUGACUGCAGCAUUUCCCCAGAACACCAGAAGAAUAACAUAAGCUUUCCUGAACUUGAUAUAUUAGAACUCGAUUAUGACACUGCAAUUGAUAAAACUGUGCAUUUUCUUGAAACCAUUGUGGAAUCAAGCCCUGCAAGCAUCAAUGAAGAGGUUAAAAGUUUGCCAAACAGAAAACGUCAGACUCAAGAGGGCUCUAUCGAAUCUGAGAAAUUAGAAAUAUGUGAUACUGCGUUCAAAUGUAGGACUGUGAGUAUUAAAAACAGUGAUAAAUCAAAUCUUGAACACAAUACGGAUAUUGCUGAAGGUGUCCCACGUAUAACAGUGACAACUAAUAAAGAAACAGCAUUAGACAAGUCAACGAGUACUUCGACUGAAAGUGGAACCACUAGUAUAAAUAAAUCUUCCAAAUUGCAGUACGCAGAUACAAGCCUCUCAGAAGUAACUGGUAAAAUUCAAAAGCUUACUCCAGAAGUAGUCAAAUUGUUAGCUUCAGAGGACAGACUGGACCUUGUUUUGCUUCAGUUUUUAGAACAAGUGAACGACAAACGCUUUCCAUUGGACAAUAUGGCAUUUCGGCUUUGGACGGAAGUCGUUAAAUGGUUUGAGUGUAGAACCUCGACUGAAAUGCGAUAUUCAGAAGAUACAAAACAGUUCUGGAGACUAGGCUACAAAUUGUUCGGAGCACGAUUUACCAAUGAAUAUAAACAAUGCAUUUUUGAUACUGUUAUAUUAACCAUGUGCCGUCCACAAGACAACACUCAUGUAUUCAUAGAUACUGUAUAA